UAAAACCCCAAUCUCUCACAUUCUUCCAACGACUCAAAAACCUCUAAAUACCAUCUUCAAUGGCCACUCCACUCCAACAACAAACCUCCAACACCUCCCAUCCCCCCAAACCCAGAGCCGGCAGAAAACCCGGCCCCAAAAACCCCAACCAAAAGAAACCACCCCAGAGAGGCCUCGGCGUCGCUCAGCUCGAGCGCUUAAGGCUUCAAGAAAACUGGAAGACUGUUACUGAAAUCUCCCCUCCCACCUUCCUCCUCCACAACACUUUACCCAAUUUCCCCCUCCACUUUCCCCCCGCCCCUCCGCCUAUCCUUCAUACUGACUGCAUAGCCGCUGGCGCCGGCGCUGUUUUGGGCUUUGACCAUCACGGUUUCGUCGUUCAGAGGAUCGGAAACAAUGGUGGGUUUCUCCCAGCCGGUGGAGUUUUGAUUGGGAAUACCAGCGUUGAGGCCUCCCGAGAGCUCUCUUCAAUCCCAAAAUUGCCGCUGGCGUGCGAUUCCGAUCGUUGCGAUCAUUGCUUCAAGAAGAAACGAGUCAACUUCAGCAACAGAAGGAAAGAAAAGAAUAUAAUCGCCGCCGCUGCAGAAACGCCUAGUUUCGAUUUUCUCGGACUGGGUACCAAUUCGACCGCAGAAUUAAACACCCACAGCGUUAUGAAUCAUCACACAGAUUCCGGUUGGGAUUUGGAUUAUGAUUUCAGUUUAAAUUUGAAGCAGGUUCGGGGCGGCGGAGGAGAUGGUGGUGAAGGGAGUAAAUUAAUGGAGUAUGAAUUUUUUCCAAGGAAAAAUGGCAGAGGCACAGAGAUCGAGGAACUGAAAAUGCCAAAGGAAGAAUUGAGUUUAUUUAGAGAAGAAAAUGAAGAAGAAGAAGAAGAAGUACUGGCAAUGGAUCAUGGAGAAGGUUCUUGUAUUACAACAAGCUGCAAUGAUAUCAUUAAUGGGGGUACCAGAAAUUCCACUGCUCUUGAUUUGUCUCUCAAGCUUUCAUUUUAG
Molecule: messenger RNA, 992 nt
Organism: Cucumis melo (muskmelon)
Lineage: Eukaryota; Viridiplantae; Streptophyta; Magnoliopsida; Cucurbitales; Cucurbitaceae
Exons: 3
Coding region: 60-992 (310 amino acids)
Molecular function (GO): DNA-binding transcription factor activity
Source: RefSeq, a predicted model, not a curated record